AUGUCCCAAGUCAGCGUCGAAGAGGUUCAAGACCAGGCAAAUGUCCCAGACCGACGUCAAUCGAGGUCAUAUUCGCGACCUUUCGGCGUCGAUCCUAACGUCAGACACCAUCCUGCUGUUCGUGUGGACGAAUCUGAGCAAGCUUUAACGGACCGAGCCAAUCUGUACCCCUCCGAGAGUCCCUUGCCUAGUGCAAGACGCACACAAGAAGAAAUCGACCGCCACCUUCAGCAAACAGAGCAGCGACCGCCUACCUUGCCGCCUCAGCCUCAACCCUAUGAGAAGGGAUACCGAAUACCUGGACCUUAUGUUCAAGAGUACCGAUCUCCAAAACAAAUCUCAUCCCCCAAAAACGGCCGAAGCCAGGCUCAAGUACAAGCGAGUGGCAAGCCACUACCGAGCACAUUACGAUCUCAGGGUUACGCUGGCCAGCCUCAGCCUGCACCAAGAUCUUACACCGCUUCAGAACAACAGAAUGCUCCAAGCUAUCAAGGGCAUGCCGCUUGUUCGAACAGUCCAGCUCCUUAUGCCGAGUACGACAUGAAGCAUGGAGAAUGGGGAAAUUAUACCCAAAACCAACCUCUGCAGCAGCAUACCCAAAACCCACCCCUGCAACAGCAAAGGCAGUCCAUGGGUCCACCUGCGCACCCCGUCCACCAACAAAUUUCCAGCCAGCAGACGUCGGUACAAGCAGCACCUUUACCACCAUCAUCCCAACAACCACAGGCUGAGCCAAAGAAGAGCACGUUUGGUAAGCUGUUUGGGGGAAGCUCUUCUAAGGGUUCUAAACUUCAAAAGCAAGCCAGGUCAGAAGCUCAGGUUGGAUCUCAAGGACAUGUGCACAAAGAAAAGCGAAACAGCAUGCUCCGGCGGAAUGAGAGUGGCUCCUCGCGGCAAAACAGCAAAUACACCAGUCGAGAUCGGCUUGGGCAGCUUCCACCUCCGAACGUCCCUUCCCAAUACGCUCAGCAGCAAUCGAGCAAUGUCUCCACAGAACCGACGCCGGACAUGGGCGAGAAGCUCGCAGAAGGCAAGAAGAAGCGGUUUUCUGGGCUUGGGGCUAAGUUAUUUAAGAGCAGAGCCGCCACCACACCCACUGCCCCAUCGCAGACAUCGGGAUCUGAAAAUCAGAGGACGGGCCAACGCAUUGCUUCUCCCGAACCAUACUCUGUGCAGACUCCCAGUGUCAUGUCUCCAGAGUCCUUAUCUGCGCAGACACAACAUGAUCAGUACCCAGUGGGACCUGGAAGCUAUUUCAGCCAAACACAGGUGCAGCCCCCGUACCAACAAUCCGCCCAUACGACAGGGCAAUUUUCACCCCAGUACCCUGCAGCGGCUUCUCCGUAUCAGCAAAAUCCUCGACCUUUUGAGUAUACACACCCGUCACAAUCUCCGCCGCCUCCUGGUCAGGAAGCAUCUGCGGGACGAUACGCAACGGGUGUCUCUAUGACCCUGGGUCAUCAGAGCCGCCCGUCCGAUUUGCGCAUCAAUACAAGCAACCAAGACCUGGGCCACUACGAUGUGCCCGCCACUGCCCCAGCUCAGGUCCACCCGCCCAGAGCAUCUCCUUUCGCCUCUUCUCCGUACAAUCCAAACCCAAGCUCAGGCAUCACCACCAUGACUGGAACGACUUUGCCACCGCCUCGCUCUGCGCAAUCUUCGUCUCAGAACCCUCGCGACCACGUUGUCGAUCUGCACAAACGCUCCCGAUCGCCUCGACUCGGGCGUGCUGCAUCCGACGACCUCGAUGCCUCACAGCGCCAGCAACCGACCAGCCUGCUCGGCACCUUUAGCUCCAAGAAUAUCUCCCCCGUGGGAGGCAUCCCGCGGCCGCAUAACGACCAAGAACGACCCUUUGCCAUCACGGUGCCGGGCCUAGACGACGACAACAACAACGACGCCCGAAGGAAGCACAAUCUUCGCGACCGUAUCGCUGGUGGGGCGCCCCGAAGCAAUACCCCUGUAAGCGUCGAAACCGGCGGGCAUGGGGCAGCACCAUCUUCGCACUUGGCUGUCACGACCAGCACAGGCGGGCUGGAACGGAACGUCUCCGUGCUCGAAGGCUACAACAACACCCCCGACAGUCCGCGCCAGGCCCGACGCGAAAGCGCCAGAGACAAGACCACGCCGGGCUUCAUUGCCGAGUUACCCGGCAGCAAGGCCGAGGGGUAUGAGAGCGAGGAGGAGAUCCCUAUGAGCGCCACGGCGUAUCCCGGGCAGGAGUGGAUGCCGGUUUUCGUGGGCGACGGGAGGUGGGAUGAUUGA
Cladophialophora yegresii CBS 114405 is the source of this 2265-nucleotide messenger RNA. RefSeq lists its product as uncharacterized. The record is from RefSeq and is a predicted model, not a curated record. The transcript has a single exon. Lineage: Eukaryota; Fungi; Ascomycota; Eurotiomycetes; Chaetothyriales; Herpotrichiellaceae. The coding region runs from base 1 to 2265 and encodes 754 amino acids.